AUGACUUCUAAUCGAUGGCUUCUAUUUUUUUUAUUACUUCGAAUAACACUGGCGAACCGCGAUGUGUUUCGUCUGCUUCAGGAUAAACCGAUGCCUAGAAAUGGAAAUCCGAAGGCUCCGCUGCAAGUGCACUUUGGUUUUUAUGUGGAGAGCUUGGGAAAUUUCAGAGCUACGGAGAUGACCUAUGACAUGGACAUGUACCUCUACAUGAGUUGGCAGGACGAUUCCAUGCGUCACAACGAAACCGAGCACGUUCUCGUCAACGAUAAGGAUAUUUUGGACAAAAUCUGGCUUCCAGACUUAUAUUUUGCAAAUGCGAGAACCGCGUAUUUUCAUAAAGUAACUGUGCACAACUUCAAUAUGUUUAUCAGUCCGCAAGGCACAAUUUCAUAUGGUACCCGGGUUACGCUGAAUUUGGCCUGUAAUUUGGACUUGAAGGACUAUCCGCUGGAUUAUCAGACUUGUUAUAUUAAAGUCAUCAGUUACGCCCACGUGAAAAACGAGAUGAACGUCAGCUGGUUCCCCAAUGACCCGAUCCGCUUCAAUCCGGAAAUUGAUCUACCGGAAUUUCACAUUCGCGCCCUGGACAAGGAUUACUGUAACGGCGUUUUUCUGUACACUUUAACACACAAUUCCUCAAGAGUCGGCGAAUUUUCGUGUCUGCUGGGAAUGUUGAAGCUGAAACGGGCAAUUGGAUUCCAUUUAGUGCAGAGUUAUAUCCCAACGGGGCUUAUUGUGGCCAUAUCGUGGGUUUCGUUUUGGAUCGAUCGGCGAGCGGUUCCGGCAAGAGUUAGCUUGUCAUUUACUACUUUAUUGACGUUGAGUACACAGGGUAAUGGUAUACGAUAUGCACUGCCGGCGGUUUCAUAUGCCAAAGCUAUUGAUUAUUUCUACGGAGUGUGCAUGCUGUUCAUAUUCGGUGUUCUGUUGGAGUUUGCGGCGGUGAACAGUUACAUGCGACGAGCCAACAAGUAUAAUCAUAUGGCUGAAAAAAUUCAGAGCGCCUAUGGUGGAAAGCCUAUAAUUGCAGCUGACUAUGAUUCCGACUACGAGGAGGGUCCGACCAAAUACUAUGGCAAUUUGAACAAAAACUCGGCUCAUUUGAUGUACAAAGCACUGAAAUUUUCGAGAAAAGCAUUAUCGAUCGAUAAAGCAGCACGGUUUGCGUUUCCAUGUGUUUUUGCAAUUUUCAACGUAUUCUACUGGUUGUAUUAUUUACGAGAACCCCCAUUAAUGGACUGA
Molecule: messenger RNA, 1242 nt
Organism: Caenorhabditis elegans
Lineage: Eukaryota; Metazoa; Nematoda; Chromadorea; Rhabditida; Rhabditidae
Gene: lgc-42
Product: Ligand-Gated ion Channel
Exons: 8
Coding region: 1-1242 (413 amino acids)
Biological process (GO): monoatomic ion transport; excitatory postsynaptic potential; monoatomic ion transmembrane transport
Cellular component (GO): membrane; postsynapse; plasma membrane
Molecular function (GO): monoatomic ion channel activity; transmembrane signaling receptor activity; extracellular ligand-gated monoatomic ion channel activity
Source: RefSeq, marked reviewed